CUGCUAUACAACCUGUUCUUUCUCUUAUCUCCACAGGACAUGCAUGCUGAUGGCCAUAAACCUGGCCCGCAGCAUGGCCAGCCUGGGUCACACCACGGACCUGCUGGCCCCUACCAUGGCCCUAGUGGCCCUGGAAGUCUGAGAGAUAGGCUUCUAGGGCGUCGAGGGGCCCCCGCCCCUGGUGUUCGAACCGACCACAUGGGUCAGACCAUCCUGGAACACGAAGAUAACCUCAGUGAUAAGGAAAUCUACCCUGGGCACCCACAGCAGGGGCAGCAGGGACCCCAUGCCCAAAUCCCAGCCAUAGGCUCCACAAGGAGUGGCUUGGCCAGACUCUCAAACUCUUUGUUCAAUACCAUAGGGCAGUUAAAAGGGAAAGGCGCCACCCGAGCUAGACAGAUAACCAAAGACAAUGAGGGUCAUGGUUCGCUGGAAGCAUUCAACGAAGAGGAUUACGAGGUUGGUCCUGGGGGCCGGGGGCGCUUCGACCCCCGAGCGCCCCCUCCCAGGUCCCACCAAGAGCGAGGACGACCCCCUCCACCCCCCCAUCAGCAUAGACCUAUGCCCCGCGAUGCUAGAGAGCCCCGUGAGGGGCGCGACCCCCGCGAUCAACACUACCGAGAAGGAAGAGAUCCGCGAGAUCCAAGAGACAGAAGAGACCCACUUAUGCGAGAGCCUCACGCGCCACGCGAUCCCCGCGACGCACGAGGGGACGUCCGCGAUAGGUAUGAAGGCGAAGGACGACACAGAGGGGGAGAAUACGGACGCGAAUACGGGCGUGAGGGUCGUGGGCGUGGUGGCACUGGACCAGGAGGGGAGCAGCACACGCGUAUAUUCGUGGCACUGUUUGACUACGACCCGCCUACCAUGAGUCCCAACCCUGACGCUUGUGACGAAGAGUUAGGCUUUAGAGAAGGACAACUCAUCAAGGUCUUCGGCGACAAAGACCCAGAUGGUUUCUACUGGGGUGAGGCUGGAGGACACUCUGGCUACGUCCCCUGCAAUAUGGUUUCCGAAGUCCAGGUUGAUGACGACCGGGUGGCCCAGGAACUCCUGAAGGAGUCGGAAAGUGGGCGCCGCAGACGGGACGGGUCAGUGGGACGCCGUGGGCAUCAAGGUGACCGCUGGGGGGACAUCUACGCCAAUAUGCCAGUUCGCAAGAUGAUUGCAAUGUAUGACUACGAUCCUCAGGAGCUCUCUCCAAACGUGGAUUCCGAGAUGUCGAGCAUGUAGUGAGCUGUUUUCUUGAAGGCGACAUCUGGCAAGACACUAAGUAGCUGAUGGGAGGUGUACUUAUAGGCGACAUCAGGCAAGGUUGGACUGGAAAAGAAGUACCCAGUUAUGGAAGGCAAGAGACGUAAUCCGCCAGUCUGAUGCACCAUUAACCUGUGAAUAAUUAAAAAAAAUUAUUAAAUCACAGUUAGACUGUCCUGUUCGCCAAUUGCAACCAUACUUGUAAGAUUAAUAUUUUCUGAUGAAUAUCAUAGCAUUUAAUAACGACACUUGCAGUAAGAAUGUUUUCGUACGAGCAUCUUUAGGUUUAAAAAAUUACACCUGUAUGAGUUACUGGUUUAUAAGCGUUUUAGGGCUCACAAACCACCUUUGUACUAAAAUUCUGAUACCAUGAACAUCUCGUGGUAUGAUCCAUCAUAUGAUGAAUUAUUCCUGGACUAAUAGUUUAACUGAAUCCACAGGGCAUAUUAACGAUAAAAAGAAACUUUUAUUACGAAAACGGUUCACUGUGUAGAGCUUUAUGAAGAUUACUUGAAGCUCUACACUAUAAAAGCUUGUCCUAAAACAAGUUAUUUUUUCUUCAAUUUGGAUCCUUUACUGAGGAUUUGAGUACAUUCACUAUGUAAUGACCACUUCUGAUACGAAUGUAAUGAAAUAAAAUAUUAAAAAGUAUUCCUAGGCUUAAUGUAAUGCGUUCUUAAACAUUUUUUUUCAUAAUCCUGUGUAAAAAUUAUUAUAGAGCCUCUAUAAUUAUCGCAUUUCUGUGGAAUUGCAAAUUAUAGACUUGUAUUUAUUACUUACCUAGUUUAUUUCAUACACAACAUUACUAGGCUCAAAUGGUUUCUACCCUAAAGAAUUUGAGAAAAAUUAUGAACUUUGCAGCUGGUGAAAAGAAUUAAGCUGCAGGUUUCGCCAGUGGCCCAGGUGACCGGCAAGGUUAGUGAGGUGAUACGGGAAAUGGGAACACUGCCAGAGGCUUCUAGCCCAUCCGAAGGCCUGUUUAUGAAAUAUGAGUUCGGCUACAUGUCUGGUUAAACUGAAAGCUCUUCGAUUCUGUUGGAUUGUAUGUCGAGUACAGACUACCACAGCUUCAAGCAUCAUCAAAAACUGACAAGGGAAAAGACAAGUGUCAUAGCCACAACAGUGCAGGUGUCUGCAUCUAUCAGUGUGUUGAUUGUAACCAGAGAAGCCUGCCGUAGCCUGCAGAUUAGUUUGGAAUAACACCAAGGUGAUGAUUAAGACAUUUUUGCAUCAGUUGGGGAUCUUUAUUGGUUAAACGUUUCGCCUACACAAAAGGCUUCUUCAUAUAUAAAGGCAGCAGGUGUAAUAGUGAAAUGCAGAUGAUGUAAUCAGUCCAUCAACCUUGGAGAUAUGAGGUGGUCAGUCCCUCAGCCUGAAGAAAAGUUCAGCUCCUUAGCCUGGAAGGAUAUGAAAUUGAGGCAUAAAAGUGCACCAACGUGCUUGAAAGAGUCGCAUGUCACGUGCAUGAUGAAUGGACCUGACUUUACACCUCGUAUCUUAGAACUUCCAACUGGUCAUAACUAGACAAAACAUGAUGCAGAUUUCUGGAAGUUGUACCAAUUCCCACACCAAAUAAAAUCUGAAGGAUUCAAGGAGCUUUCAGCUUAUCUAAACUUCAUAGUUGCUCAUUGACCCGACAACUCACCCACUUUAAUUCAUUUGCUUAUUGUUUUUCCUUGUGUAUCAACUGAAGACGCUUGCUCCACAGGCGAAAUCUCAGUAAAAUUGCUCUUUCACUGUUUUUUUCGCCUUCUUAAAGAAAUGAUUAACAUUAACAUUACUUAUGGUAUUGAUCGUUAUGGAACAAAUUUCUCGUGAAUUUGGUCCAGAUUAGUUUUAUGAGAGUUCAGAUCUUCUCAUUUUAGAUUAUCAAUAUGGGAACAUUCUUUAAAAAUUUGUCACCUUGAAUGAUUUUGAUUUUAAUAUUUGUUAUUAGUAAUCAUUUGUGUGGCAAAUAUCGUUGUCCCCCAUAGAAUUCUUGCAGUUCACACUACAGAUGUAGCACCUCCUAACCUGCUGGAAUGAGAAGCUAGUACAGUCUAGUGGUUAGUGCAACAGCCUAGUAAAUGCCAGUGUACAGGUUCGAGGCUCAUUCAUGUACUGAAAAAUGUUUCAAUUAAUUAAGAUUUUCUCAUGUAUUAUAAUAAAUCAAUAUAUAUGUAUACCAUGACAGAGGAUCGAGCCUACACACCUUGUACUGAAUAAAGUCCAUAAUUUUAGCAUUUUGCGAAAAUUAUAUUAAUUAUACAAACUCUGCUAAAUUAUUCCUCGAGUUUUAGCCUAACGAAUUCUCUUAUUAACU
Cherax quadricarinatus is the source of this 3556-nucleotide messenger RNA. NCBI's taxonomy places the organism in Eukaryota, Metazoa, Arthropoda, Malacostraca, Decapoda, Parastacidae. The record is from RefSeq and is a predicted model, not a curated record.